Molecule: messenger RNA, 2147 nt
Organism: Bactrocera tryoni
Lineage: Eukaryota; Metazoa; Arthropoda; Insecta; Diptera; Tephritidae
Gene: mts
Product: serine/threonine-protein phosphatase PP2A
Exons: 5
Coding region: 774-1703 (309 amino acids)
Biological process (GO): peptidyl-serine dephosphorylation; mitotic cell cycle
Cellular component (GO): cytosol
Molecular function (GO): protein serine/threonine phosphatase activity
Source: RefSeq, a predicted model, not a curated record
CUUCUCAAUCAUCAGUUCGCCAAUUUAAUACUUAAACGCAUUUCAUCCAUCCUAGGAAAAAUUUUACUGCAAUCGGAAUAAAAUUUUGAAGUUGAAAAUUAACAAUUCACAUUUUACAAACUAAAGUGUGAUCUUGUAAAAAUUUAUAACGAACUUUAGCAAGGUCCAAAAAUUGAUUUAUGGCAAAUGAAGGCCUUUGAAGAGAAAAGAGCUAAUUUCUAUACAGUGUUUCUAAAAAAGUGAGAAAUUAAAUUGAGAUCAUAAAAAUGCUGUUUAUUUAGUACUAAAGAAAAACAAAUAAAUACAACUGAUUAAAUCUGACAUCUAGUAAAUGCAUUUUUGGAGUUGUGGUCUCAAGUAGUUAAUUGAAUCAUCACAUAAUUUGUCGUAAAACACGAGUGGAUUCGUUGUAGAGUUGGAAAACGAUUCCACAUAUUUGCGAGAUUGUGGAAAGCAAGCGAGAAAGAGUGAAAAGAAGGAGCGAAGAAGCAGCUCGGUCUUUUCGAAUUGUGCUGCUACAUUGGAUAGUGCGUGUCGGUCGUGCAUUUAUUUCGUUUAGACAGUCAGUCAUCGGUUAUUUUUCAUUCGUGCGGUUGAGUUAAGAGUCCAAGUGAGAAUUUUAAAUUUGAUUUUAUUUAAAUAGCCUCAACAUACGUCACGCCAGAAAUAUUUUGUAAAUUCAAUCCAAUUUUUUGUUUGGUUCGUGUAAAUCAAAAGCCGUCAAAAUUGAAUCCACGAAGAUUGACGAGACUUUUUCCUCCUCUUCGACUGCGAUGGAGGAUAAAGCAACAACAAAAGAUCUGGAUCAAUGGAUUGAGCAGUUGAACGAAUGCAAUCAAUUGACGGAAACGCAAGUGCGAACCUUGUGUGAUAAGGCGAAGGAGAUUCUUUCCAAGGAAUCUAAUGUUCAGGAGGUAAAAUGUCCGGUCACAGUAUGUGGUGAUGUCCAUGGACAGUUUCAUGAUUUGAUGGAAUUAUUCCGGAUAGGUGGCAAAUCUCCUGACACUAAUUAUUUGUUUAUGGGUGAUUAUGUUGAUCGUGGUUACUAUUCAGUAGAAACCGUCACAUUGUUGGUGGCGUUAAAAGUUCGUUAUCGUGAGAGAAUAACGAUUCUACGCGGCAACCACGAAUCGCGACAAAUUACUCAAGUUUAUGGAUUCUAUGAUGAAUGUUUGCGAAAAUAUGGCAAUGCGAACGUUUGGAAAUAUUUUACCGACUUGUUUGAUUACUUACCACUAACGGCAUUAGUCGAUGGUCAAAUAUUUUGUUUACAUGGAGGGCUUAGCCCAUCUAUUGAUAGCUUGGACCAUAUUCGUGCAUUGGAUAGACUUCAAGAAGUGCCGCAUGAGGGUCCCAUGUGCGAUUUACUGUGGUCCGACCCCGAUGAUAGGGGUGGUUGGGGCAUUUCACCCCGUGGUGCCGGUUACACAUUUGGUCAGGAUAUUUCGGAAACGUUUAACAACACAAAUGGACUGACACUUGUAUCUCGUGCUCAUCAGUUAGUUAUGGAAGGAUAUAAUUGGUGCCAUGAUCGCAACGUUGUUACAAUAUUCUCAGCGCCUAAUUAUUGCUAUCGCUGUGGAAAUCAAGCGGCCCUAAUGGAAUUAGAUGAUUCACUCAAAUUUUCAUUCCUACAAUUUGACCCAGCACCUCGUCGUGGUGAACCUCACGUUACACGAAGAACACCGGAUUAUUUCCUAUAAGAGAAUUCUUCAUCCAUUUACAUAUAUUAUACAUACAUUUAUAUAAAUGCAAAAAGAACAGCAGAAAAAACAAAGAAUACUAAACUAUUUAUAAAAAUCGAAUUCCAAUCGCAUGGAAAGAAGAUAUAAUAAAUAAGUAAAAUCAAUAUAGUUGAAGUGAAUGUAAAAGUAUAUAAAUGGAGGUAACACCAGAUUUUAGCAGCAAUAAUUAUGGACGAGGGACGGCUGCGAUUGGCAACUUAGUAGGAGUACUAAUAAGUUAUUGUGUAAGAAACAGCCGACACAAAACCCCAUACAAGUAUAUGUUUAAAACGUAGGCAUUAGUUUAAGGCUUACAAAAAAGAUGCAGCCAAAUGCGAAAAUUUUAGUAUAUGCAAAUCCAAAACAAACAAUUUCCACACUUUAGUUAAAUAAAAAGAAAUGAACUUUGGGACAGAAUUACAA